Messenger RNA from Glycine soja, 1633 nucleotides. Its product is annotated as UDP-glycosyltransferase 91A1-like. The record is from RefSeq and is a predicted model, not a curated record. Gene Ontology annotation, molecular function: UDP-glycosyltransferase activity. The transcript has a single exon. The coding region runs from base 100 to 1497 and encodes 465 amino acids. NCBI's taxonomy places the organism in Eukaryota, Viridiplantae, Streptophyta, Magnoliopsida, Fabales, Fabaceae.
AGCAAAACAGUAAAAGCAAUCCUCACAUUAACGACCACGCACUGCUAGAAAAGGAGCAAGCUUUUUUCUCUCCUUGUUGAUAUUCCUCAAAAAAAUAAAAUGGCUGGAGAUGAAGAAAAACUUACAAUAGUGAUGUUCCCAUGGCUAGCCUUCGGUCACAUGAUCCCAAACCUUGAGUUGGCCAAACUCAUUGCUCGAAAGGGCCACCAAGUGAGUUUCGUAUCCACCCCAAGAAACAUACAGCGUCUCCCAAAACCGUCACCAAAUACACUCAUCAAUUUCGUGAAGCUUCCACUCCCCAAAAUCCAAAACCUUCCAGAAAACGCAGAAGCCACCACUGACAUCCCCUACGACGUCGUUGAACACCUCAAAGUAGCCUAUGACGCCCUCCAAGAACCUUUAAAACGUUUUCUCGAAUCUUCCAAACCGGAUUGGCUGUUCUACGACUUCGUGCCCUUCUGGGCUGGUUCAAUUGCUUCCAAGCUUGGCAUCAAAAGCGCUUUUUACAGCAUCUGCACUCCACCCUUCUCGGGGUUCUUAGGACCCCCUUCGUCUCUCAUGGGUAAAGAUUCGUUACGCCAAAAACCGGAAGAUUUCAUCGUUUCCCCUCCGUGGGUCCCGUUUCCGACAACCGUCGCAUUUCGGUACUUCGAAAUUAUGAGAAUUGUAGACAGUUUGUCGGCCGAAAACAACACCGGCGUAUCCGACGCGUACCGGUACGGUGCCAGUGCUGAGAACUGUGACAUCGUGGUGAUUAGAGGAUGCACCGAGUUCCAACCGGAGUGGUUUCAAGUGCUGGAGAAUAUUUACCGGAAACCGGUUCUCCCCAUUGGGCAACUCCCUAGUACUGACCCUGUUGGGGGUGAGGAUACCGACACGUGGCGGUGGGUGAAGGAUUGGCUGGACAAGCAUGCGCGUGGGAGCGUGGUGUACGUGGCGUUUGGAAGCGAAGCGAAACCAAGGCAGGACGAAGUGACAGAGAUAGCUUUGGGUUUGGAGAAAUCGAAGCUUCCAUUUUUCUGGGCGCUGAGGCUUCAGCGUGGGCCGUGGGACCCAGAUGUGUUGCGGUUACCAGAAGGGUUCGAGGAGCGGACCAAAGCGCUUGGAGUUGUGUGCACCACUUGGGCGCCGCAGUUGAAGAUUUUGGGGCACAUGGCGGUUGGUGGCUUCUUGACUCACUCGGGUUGGACCUCUGUGGUGGAGGCUAUUCUGAAUGAGAAGCCGUUGGUUCUGUUAACGUUUUUGUCAGACCAAGGAAUAAAUGCGAGAGUAUUGGAGGAGAAGAAAAUGGGCUAUUCUGUGCCCAGAAAUGAAAGAGAUGGAUUGUUCACGAGUGACUCGGUAGCUGAGUCACUGAGGCUGGUUAUGGUUGAAGAAGAAGGAAGGAUCUAUAGGGAAAGAAUUAAAGAGAUGAAGGACUUAUUUGUGAAUAGAGAAAGACAAAAUAUGUAUAUUGAUAAUCUCCUACGCACUCUUACAAGCUCAUUGAAAUGUUAAUUACCAAGGUAACGGUGGUGUUACCUUUUCCUUUAUGUGAUUAUUUGUAAUCACAACUUGGUUGAAUGCUUGUGUUUUAUGGUUUUACCUAUCUUUGGUAGUGGAAUAAAAAAUAAAGUAGUUGAUGAAAAAACAA